AUGUUCGGGGCCAUGGGAUAUCUCGUCGAGGUCUUGACUGGAUCAUGGCUGGGCGAUUUCUUCCAAGAGUACCUGUGGGAGCCCAUGGGCAUGAACGAGACGUUCUUCUCUUUGGAAGAUGCCGAACAGAGCGGCUUGGUUCUUGCCAAGGAGUACUACUACAAUCCAGAUGACGGGAGUUACCUGGAAGUACCGCACGAACCUUCCUCUGGCGAAGAAGGCGCAGGUUCCAUCGUGUCAAACGUCCUCGACUACGCCAAGUACCUGCGCGUCAUGAUGACCGAGUCCGCGCCAAUCUCAAAGGCGGGGCAUCGUGAGGUGAAGACGCCACGCACUUUCGUGGCUCCUGCGAUGGCACCGUUUAUUGGUCCUAUAAGCUACGCUUUGGGGUGGAAUACUGCCAUCUUGGGAGGCGAGCAGGUGUAUUUUCACAGUGGCGGAGUCAACAUGUUUAUCUCGAUGAUGAUGAUGAUACCUUCGCAGCAGAUCGGCGUGGUGGUCUUCACCAAUACGGAUGUCAAGGCUCCGCACGUGAUUGCGACCCAUAUUCUCUCGGAACACUUGGGGAUUCCCGAAAAUAAGAGACCGGAUAUGAACAAACAGUACAAAGACGAGAAGAAAGCCCAGCUGGAGUAUCUCCAGACAUGCGCAAGCGAGCUGUACCCUUCGCUUCCGAACCCGCCUUUGUUGCCAACAUUGCCCAUCCCGGAUCACAUCGGGGAGUUCCACGACGCUGGAUAUGGCACUCUUGAGGUAGACUUGGAUUGUUCGGAUUCCGUUGAGAAAUGCCAGCUUCGCGUCCUCGGAAUGGGAGGAGAGGCGUUUGCGUACCUGGAGCCGGCGAUAUACCUCGAGCCAAUGUCCGGCAAUCACUGGCUUGGUCGAGGCUACAUGGGAGGAAAGAAAGCACAAACAGUUGGCAUCCCGAUCCUAUGCGUACCCGUUGAGUUCAAAGUCGAUAUUCUUGGGAAGGUCUCGCAAAUUGGUGUCGGGCUGAGAUUGGAGGGGGGCGAUGAGCCACUCGUCUGGUUUGACCGCGUCGUUGUCCCGUUAGGGGAAUGA
Molecule: messenger RNA, 1062 nt
Organism: Colletotrichum acutatum
Lineage: Eukaryota; Fungi; Ascomycota; Sordariomycetes; Glomerellales; Glomerellaceae
Product: penicillin-binding protein
Exons: 2
Coding region: 1-1062 (353 amino acids)
Source: RefSeq, a predicted model, not a curated record